AUGGACAAGGACAAGGCGGCGAGUCUGUUUGGUGUGCAUGAUUAUGUUGGUGGAAAGUCUGAACAUGGAUUAUCACAAAGCGACAUGAGAGAAGCCCCUGUUUCUGACGAUGUGUAUCACGAGAAAGGCCUACGAUUUGACAUGGAAACACGAGAGAGCCUACGUCGAGAACGGCUGCAUGGAUACCAUGAGGUUUACGCAAAAGAAGCAAUCCUUGAAAGUAAUGAGGACCAAACCGGGCCAAGCAUUUGGGAUACUAGGGAUGGGCGGCAAUUUGUGGGCUCUUUUCUCGAGCCAGUUUCAAGACGAGCAACAAAAGGAAAAAAGGCAUACAUCCGAAGGAAACUGGGUCUCGGACGACGAUGGUCUUGGCUAUCAGGCCAGUUGGCAUGUCUCGCAGCACACCUUGUUACAGCGUGA
Fusarium verticillioides 7600 is the source of this 420-nucleotide messenger RNA. RefSeq lists its product as hypothetical. The transcript is spliced from 2 exons. The record is from RefSeq and is a predicted model, not a curated record. Lineage: Eukaryota; Fungi; Ascomycota; Sordariomycetes; Hypocreales; Nectriaceae. The coding region runs from base 1 to 420 and encodes 139 amino acids.